Colletotrichum scovillei is the source of this 1630-nucleotide messenger RNA. RefSeq names its product 50S ribosomal protein L2. NCBI's taxonomy places the organism in Eukaryota, Fungi, Ascomycota, Sordariomycetes, Glomerellales, Glomerellaceae. The record is from RefSeq and is a predicted model, not a curated record. Gene Ontology annotation, molecular function: structural constituent of ribosome; transferase activity; RNA binding. The transcript is spliced from 3 exons. Gene Ontology annotation, biological process: cytoplasmic translation. The coding region runs from base 296 to 1450 and encodes 384 amino acids. Gene Ontology annotation, cellular component: large ribosomal subunit; ribosome.
ACUGGCCUCAAGCGUACCUAAGAGAGCCGCUUCAGCCAUCACGACAACAGGGACUGUAUUCCCACCCAACGAGUAUCCCGACAGCAAUUAGGGUCGGAUUUGGAUAGUUCUGGGCUCAAUUGAGCAAUUGAGACCUAUCUCAGGGUUGUCUUCGCUAUCCUGCAGCCGCUACACCCCGACCGAACCCGUCCCUUUACGCGAUAUGCUGCGCCUGUCCAGCUUCUCCUGAACGUAACCAACCGACCCGAGAAAAGGGAGCCUUCACUUGGACUCAUAACCGCAUAUCGAUGCCAAUAUGUCGCGCUCUAUGAUGCUCUUGUCGGCUCAGAGGAGCUGCGCAAGUCUCCUCGGUUCGACCGCCUUUCGUGGGCUUGCGAUUCGACAAUAUGCCACUGCCACGAGGAAGAAGUCCGUCGAGAAGCCCGCCACGAAAUCCAGCGAGCCUGCCGCAACUGCCCCCACCAUCGAGAAAGCAAACAAUGACUCCGUCAUUAUGCGCACCUACAAGCCGCGAACACCCGGUGUCCGUCAUCUGAAGCGUCCGAUCAACGAUCACCUGUGGAAGGGCCGACCCUUCCUGCCACUGACCUACCCCAAGAAGGGCCACGGCAAGGGAGGUCGUAACAACUCUGGAAGGAUCACCGUCAGACAUCACGGAGGUGGCGCGAAGAGGAGGAUACGAACCGUUGAUUUUGAGCGCUGGCAGGCUGGUCCGCAUCUGGUCGAUCGCAUCGAGUACGACCCAGGUCGAAGUGCUCACAUUGCGCUGCUCUCGAACAAGUCUACCGGGCGCAAGAGCUACAUCGUUGCUGCCGAGGGUAUGCGUGCCGGCGACGUCGUCCACAGCUACCGUUCCGGUAUUCCCAAGGACCUUCUUGACAGCAUGGGAGGCGUCGUCGAUCCCGGUAUUUUGGCAGCCAAAACGGCCUGGAGAGGCAACUGCUUGCCCAUGCACAUGAUUCCUGUCGGUACUGUUAUCUUCAACGUCGGCUCGAGAGCCAAGGGCGGUGCUGUAUUCUGUCGCAGUGCUGGUACCUACGCAAUCUUGGUUUCCAAGGAGGAAGAGACCAGGGACGACGGUACCAAGGUUGUUACGGGCAAGUACAUCAACGUUCGUCUUCAGAGCGGCGAGAUUCGCAGAGUCAGUAAAGACGCCUGCGCAACGAUUGGAGUCGCUAGCAACCCCCACCACCAGUACAGACAAUUGGGCAAAGCCGGACGAAGCAGAUGGCUCAACAUUCGCCCCACGGUUCGUGGUCUUGCCAUGAACUCCGUCGAUCACCCUCACGGUGGUGGUCGUGGUAAGUCCAAGGGUAACCGCCACCCUACCAGUCCAUGGGGCACUCCCGCCAAGGGCGGCUUCAAGACCCGUCGCAAGCACAACUUCAACAAGUGGGUUGUCGAGCCCAGAGUACGCAACAUGGGCAAGAGAAGAAGCAAGGCCUCAUAAGUCAUGCUAGUCCAUCGACGAGAUCCGACUGUAGACGGACGCGACGGACGCGAACAGACAUUUACCGAGCCUGAAACGAAACUCGAUGCCCCUGCUGUAAAUGUAUGUCAUAGUAUUUGUAUCAUAGAGCUAUUCAUGUUGAGUUGCCGACCUCCGGCACAUUCUCCCAAGAUACCGCAG